This is a messenger RNA of Gadus morhua (Atlantic cod), 1048 nucleotides long. Its product is annotated as interferon-induced transmembrane protein 1-like. The coding region runs from base 94 to 552 and encodes 152 amino acids. Lineage: Eukaryota; Metazoa; Chordata; Actinopteri; Gadiformes; Gadidae. The transcript has 3 exons. The record is from RefSeq and is a predicted model, not a curated record. Gene Ontology annotation, cellular component: plasma membrane.
AGCCAGGAAUGAGCAAUCUAUUGCACUUAAUUCUUUUGGGUUUUAUGAUGCGUGACGUGGACAUGGGUGGGUGUUUUUCUUCUCCAAACGGACAUGAUAAAAGCACACUGCUUCUUGCGCUGGCCUACUUUACUUCAUAAAGAGGAGAUACUGUCAGCACGUCCAUCAGCCCCGCAACUACAAGAAAUGCAAUAUAACAGGGACCCAGACACUGUUGUGACCAUCGUCAACCCUGUGGAGCAUCCCAGAGACUAUGUGGUAUGGUCCAUCUUCAGCUUCUUCUACGGAAACACCUUUUGCCUCGGACUGGCGGCGCUGAUCUUCUCAAUCAAGGCAAGGGACAUGAAGGUGACUGGAGACCUGCAGAGAGCCAGGGGAUACAGCAAGUGGGCUCUGGGCCUCAACGUGGCCGCGCUGAUCAUUAUUGUUUUGAUUGUCCUUUGUCUUAUUAUUAAUUUCAGCUUUGUAGUCGUUCGGUUAAGGAACGCUCUCCUUGAGAAGAAUCGCUUUGAGCACAACAACCGCAAUGGAUAUCCUUAUGGGAGUGGCUAGGAACAUGACUCUACCAAUGUCAAGAAGUUAAUUGCCCCUAUGCCAAAAACAAUAAUGAACAAGAAUUUAAUUAAAUUACCCAGUAAUGCACUUUGUAACCAUCAGCACAGCAAAAUAAAUAUUAGUCGUUAUUUUAAGCCACCUUUCAGAAAUAAGUGGAUUCGAAAAUAGUUUCAGCAGCCGCCCAAGUGAGCUCUCCAAGUUAAUGAUGCAUAGUCCUUAAAAUAACCCAUGGGUAGACCACCAAUGCACUUGAUGACAGUAGUCCAGAUGCAGCGGAAGACCAUUAUCGUUACGGUUUUAAUUUAAUUUAGGCCUUUAUUAUAAUUAGAAAUUGAAUCGGGGCAAGAAAUGCCAAAAAUAGCCUCAUACUUUUUCUAGAUCUUGCAACAUUAAGGCACUUAAUUUGAAUGAGUCUGGGUCUUGGACUGAAUGUACUGAAUGUUACUACACUUUGCAUAAAAGCUUCAGCUAAAAUAAAUGUUUGACAAUGUAA